CAUUAUAACACUUUCUUUAUUGCCCCACAACCAAACAACCUGCUCCUUACAAUUCACAUUCUCCUCCUCCUUCUUCUUCUUCUUCAUAACUCCAUCAUCUUUCUCCAUUUCCACAAUCAAGAUCACUAAAACCCAUUUUCACUAUGAGAACUAGCAACCAUUUGAUUGGCCUACUCAACUUUCUAACUUUCGUCCUCUCAAUCCCCAUCCUCGCUGGUGGGAUAUGGCUCAGUAGCAAAGCAAACAGUACCGAGUGUCUUAGAUUCCUUCAGUGGCCCUUGAUCAUUAUCGGAGUUGCGAUUAUGGUUGUUUCACUCGCUGGAUUUGCCGGCGCGUGUUACCGGAACACUUUUCUCAUGUGGCUUUACCUCUUUGUUAUGUUUUUCGUCAUCGUUGCUUUGAUUGUUUUUAUUGUUUUUGCUUAUGCUGUCACUGAUAAAGGCUCUGGCCGAACCGUUCCCAGUAGGGUGUAUUUGGAUUAUUAUCUUCAGGAUUAUUCCGGUUGGUUGAAGGAUCGAGUUGCAGAGGAGAGCUAUUGGGAGAAAAUCAGUUCGUGUGUUAGAGAUUCUAAGGUUUGUAAGAAGAUGGGAAGAAUUGUUGGGGGUGUUCCUGAGUCUGUUGAAAUGUUUAAUCUCAGGAAGCUCAGCCCUAUUGAGUCUGGUUGCUGUAAGCCUCCUUCAGAUUGUGGCUUUUCUUAUCAAAAUGAGACUGUGUGGACUGGUGUAGAAGGGAUGGUGCUUUUCAAUUCAGACUGCACGAACUGGAACAAUGAUCAAUCGGAGCUCUGUUACAACUGUGACUCUUGUAAAGCAGGCGUGCUGGCCAGCCUCAAGAGAAGCUGGAGGAAAGUCUCGGUUAUUAACAUCGUUGUCUUGAUCAUUCUAGUGAUUGCUUAUGUCAUUGGCAUUGCAGCAUUCAGGAACAACCGACGCAUUGAUAACGAAGAAGCAUCUGGAGAAGCACGGAUGGAGAAGGCACGUCCAAGCUGGAUUCAUUCUUAACUGAACAAUCAUUGUUUGAGAUAUAGAUAUGAUUAUUGUUCAAAUGUACGCAUUUUGAGGCUUUGGUUCUUUGCUUGUAGUGAUGUUUGGUAAUUGGUAGUGUGAUCAUUUUGGGAGUCCUUUGUGUAUAUACUGUUUGUGGCAUUUGUAGUGAUUGAAAUUUAUGAUUGUUAUUAUAUCAUCUUUGAUGAGCUCUGUAAAGUCUCCCAGAUUGCUUGCUCAAUUUUUUUAAAUAACAAUCCCAUAGCUUUUUUUUCUUUUAA
Cucumis sativus (cucumber) is the source of this 1264-nucleotide messenger RNA. RefSeq names its product tetraspanin-3. The transcript has 2 exons. NCBI's taxonomy places the organism in Eukaryota, Viridiplantae, Streptophyta, Magnoliopsida, Cucurbitales, Cucurbitaceae. Gene Ontology annotation, cellular component: plasma membrane; plasmodesma. The record is from RefSeq and is a predicted model, not a curated record. Gene Ontology annotation, biological process: auxin-activated signaling pathway. Bases 144 to 1001 code for a protein of 285 amino acids.